UCAAGUGAUAGUAGUAGAACCGCAAUCGAAUUGCGAAGUGUUUUCAACACAUCAACGUACACCCCCAAGUGCAAACGAAAUCUUCCCCCCGAAGGGGCGAUCAGCUGCUGUGCCAUCAAUUGUGCGACUCACCUGGAGUUCCUGUGUUGGUGGAUGCCGUCGACUGGAGACGGAAAGAAAUUCCCCGAAAUCCGAACCCCCCCAUCGGCCGUGCCCGAACAUUUGGUCCUUCGAGCCGGAUUCGAGGACAGAAGCUCAUCUGGACCAGCAUUGGAAUCCAACAUUCGCCAUCUUCGGAAGCGCAGUAGCAGCUGUGGUUUGUACAAUCACAUCAAGGUAGGCCAUUUUGUGAUAUACUCACCGUGAAUAUAAUAUUCAGGCCCAUUAUUCACUUGGCCAACAUAAAUUUGUCCAAUAAUUGCAAUUGCAACAGCAGCAAUUAGAAUCAAGUUGGUGAUUGAUAUUUAUUAGAACCAAAACAAACGGCAAUUACACUGUCUCACAAAAUUUUGAGGUUUUACACUGGAGCACAAAAGUUUUGGAACAAGUUUUUUUUAAAUAAAACUUUUUGAGGAGAAAUUGCAUUGGAUAAAUAAAGGCGUGCUGUAGAACGAAUUGCAAGUGCAUUUAGCCUGUUGCACUUUACAGUGUCGGUCAAAAUAAUAGCGACACUUCGGAAACUACAUUUUUUGGAGAAAUUGCAAAUCACUUUUGGUUUCAAAUCGUAACAGUUGUGUUACAACAUUGCUGGGUGCUGUUCAUACGAGUUGCUGACUACAGUACGGUCCAAAAAGAUAGCAACAUCUACAAAAUAAAAAUAAAUUUGGGAAUUCUAUUUGCGAGAAAAUAUCCGAAAGUCAAUCAUUGGUGGUGUGUCCGGUAUUUUUGGUGUCAACAAGUGUGAUUCGAGUGGUGGUAAUAUGGCUAGCAAGGCGGAGAAGAAAUUAGCAGCGGACCUUCUGACGCGACGACGAGCGUGUGCCGAGCGAGAUGUGGUGGAGAAGUUCAUUGCGGAGUACACCUAUGAACGGGAUUGUUGCCAGGUUGCGGUGCGUUUGGAGGCGCUAAACAAGUGCAACGAGCUGUUCCUGAACGUGCAGAAUGAUAUUGAGCUGGGCGAUCACGAAGAGAGGUUUGAAGGUCAUCUAGAGUUUCGGGCGGAUUUUGAGGAUCGAUUCUGCAGGGCGAAAGGUUUUUUGCUGUCCAAACUGGAAAGUAGGGAGCAUCCGUUGAGUUCGACGAUCAUGCACGCAUCGUCUUCACACAACAUGUCUGCUAGUUUCCACCAUCGUUUGCCGAAAAUCGAUCUGCCGAAGUUCAGCGGAGAUGAGUCGCGUUGGAUCUCGUUUCGUGAUAACUUUAUCUCAAUGAUCCACUGCAACGAAGAUAUUCCGAUCGUGAACAAGCUGCAAUAUCUUCUACAGUCACUGGAGGGAGAAGCUAAGAAGCCGUUUGAGUCUGUGGACAUCCAAGCGGACAACUAUUCGUCGACAUGGGAUGCACUGAAGAAGCGGUACGAUAAUAAACGGUUUCUCAGGAAGGAAUUGUUUCGAGGCCUGUACAAUCUCCCAUCGAUAAAGCGUGAGUCAGCACAGGACCUCAACACUCUGGUUGAUGACUUUCAGCGACAUGUCAAGGCAUUGGGAAAAUUGGGCGAGCCAGUAGAGCACUGGGACACUCCACUUAUUUUCAUUCUUUCGAAUAAAUUGGAUGCAGCAACGAUCCGCGCUUGGGAGCAAGAUACUCGUCAAAAGGACGAAGUAAAGUACGACGAGCUCAUCGAUUUUUUGAUCCAACAUGUUCGAAUGCUGAAAUCCGUUGCCAGUGAUCUGCAGCACCGUUCAACAGUGUUGACUGUUUCCAGGGUGGCCGGACAAACACCGAAGAAGCCGUCAGCGAUCAAAUCCGUCGUCAACGCAGCAACAUCCGAGUCACAAUCCAGCACACAACAGUGUCACUGUUGUUCCAAAACGCACCCUUUGCACCAGUGUCCAGCAUUCAAGAAGCUGUCGAUCUCCCAGCGGCGAGAACUAGUUACGAGGCACAGUCUUUGCCGAAACUGCUUCCGUUCAAAUCACCAGGCACGAGCGUGCAAGUCGAAGUUUGUUUGUAGAAACUGCCAAGCUAAGCACCACACUAUGUUGCACGAUCAACCAGCCCCGCAACCCACGUCGGCGAUUCAAGGCACCAGUGGUUCACUCAGCCCGCCAGCAAUCAACUUAUCUGUGCAUUCCAACUCGACGGUUCUACUGGAAACAGUUGCGCUUCUAGUGGUCGAUCGGUAUGGAAGGCAAAUUCCAGCACGCGCUCUUCUGGAUUCUGCAGCGAUGUCUAACUUUAUUACGAAGAAGCUGGCGAACGAGCUCGCCACUAGACAAAGCCCCGUGGACAUCUCAGUUGCGGGAAUAGGAGAGUCCGUCAAGCGCAUCAAGCACCAGCUAACGGCCAAGAUAGUUUCCAGGAACAGUGACUUCUCCACCACACUCGAUUUUCUAGUUAUGAGGAAGCCGACAUCAAAUCUGCCCACAAUACCUAUCGACACAUCUACGUGGAACAUUCCUGAAGUGCCUUUGGCGGAUGUCCAUUUCAAUGUUCCAGCUACGAUCGAUAUAAUCAUCGGUGGAGAGUGCUAUCACGAGCUCCACACCGGCGUUCGCCAAUCUCUUGGCAACGGAUUCCCGUUCUUGGUGGACACACACUUUGGCUGGACAGUUUCCGGCAAGGUAACGACCGGCUCCACCACCGCACCACGAGCGUGCUACAUCUCCGCCGUUGACCAGAACUUGGACUGUACUCUGGAACGUUUCUGGGAGCUGGACACCGUCGAUGAAGGCCAAAACCUCUCAGCAGAAGAACGGAAGUGCGAAGAGAUUUUUGCCAGCACCACCACUCGAAAUCACGAUGGAAGGUACGUCGUACGGCUGCCCCGGACUGAUGAUUCCCAGAUCACCCUUGGAGACUCUCGCAUGAUCGCAAUUCGCCGGUUCUACAGCUUAGAACGCCGCCUACAGCGAGAUGACUCCACCAAAAUGGCCUACCACAAAUUCAUCGAAGAAUACGCACAACUUGAACACAUGUUUAAGAUAGAUCCUGUCGUCGAUAACAAACCACACUGCUAUCUGCCACAUCACCCGGUCUUCAAGGAAGCCAGCACAACCACCAAGGUACGCGUGGUAUUCGACGCUUCUUGCAAGACCACAUCCGGGUAUUCGCUGAACGAUAUGCUGCUCGUCGGUCCGGUCGUCCAACAGGAUCUGCUGUCCAUCACCCUUCGAUUCCGUACAAAGGCCAUCGCUCUUGUGGCGGACAUUGAAAAAAUGUACCGUCAAGUUAAUUUACAUCCCGAUGAUCAGCCCUUUCAUCGAAUCCUUUGGAGGGAGAACCCUUCUGAACCGUUGGAUACUUACGAACUCCGCACCGUUACUUACGGAACCGCUUCAGCUCCGUACCUGGCAACUCGUGUUUUGAAGCAGCUAGCCAUUGAUGAAGGAGAUAGGUUCCCAGUCGCAGCCGAAGCCAUCGAUGACUACUACAUGGAUGAUUUACUAUCCGGUGCCAACGAUCUAGAGUCCGCUAUACAAAAACGCCGCCAGAUGUCCGCGAUGUGUCAGUCUGCCGGAUUUCAGCUGAGAAAGUGGGCUUCUAACAACCGAUCGGCUCUUGUAGACGUUCCAUCUGCAGACCUUGCCAUCGAUCCACUGCAUGACUUGAACGAAGAUCAAUCGGUAUCGACUCUCGGCCUAGUUUGGGAUACUCGAACUGAUAUGCUGCGGUUCAACAUCAACCUUCCACUUCCUGCGUCGGUGCUGACCAAGAGGAAAGUAAUCUCCUACAUAGCGAGGAUUUUCGAUCCGCUGGGCCUCGUCGGGCCAGCUAUAACACUGGCCAAGCUGUUCAUGCAACAGUUGUGGCGACUUAGAUCAGAAAAGGACGAACCGUACGAUUGGGAUCGGCCUCUGCCUUCGAAGCUGCAGGAGGAGUGGAAGCAGUUCCAUGCAACGCUCUACAUUUUAGCCGAUAUUCGAAUUCCUCGGUUUGUCAACGGAUAUGCAGAUUGUUCGAUCCAGCUCCAUUUCUUCUGUGACGCAUCUGAAGCUGCAUAUGGAUCUUGUUGCUUCGUUCGUUCCGAGUUUGCUGGCGAAAUCAGAGUGCGGUUGUUGACCUCCAAAUCCAAGGUUGCUCCUUUGGCCAAGAAACAUUCGAUUGCACGUUUGGAGCUAUGCGCAGCUGUUCUAUCCACAAAGUUGUUCCGGAAGGUACAAGGCGCGAUUGGGUCAUCAGAACACGUUUAUUUCUGGUCUGACUCAACCACAGUCCUCCAAUGGUUGAGGUCGCCACCGCAUCGAUGGAGAACCUUUGUUGCCAAUCGCGUUACUGCUAUCCAGACUGGCACUGAAGGUUUCAAUUGGAGACACGUCCCGGGAGUGCAGAAUCCAGCCGACGAACUUUCUCGUGGACUACAGCCCUCCGAUCUUCUCAACCAAGCUCGAUGGUGGAACGGUCCAGAUUGGCUGUCGUCGUCAUCGGAAUAUUGGCCACGAUGUGUUUUGCCGGAGAAUGAUUCACCAGAGGUCGCUGAAGAAAGUCCUUCUGUCAGUUUAGCUGCCACCGUUUCCGAAAAAGAGGAUUUUGCAGACCAGCUGUUCACUCGGUAUUCAACGUUCAAGCGACUCAACCGGGUAACAGCCGCUUGUAUCAAAUACAUCAAGGCACUCCAAGCUGCAGCUAUAAGGAGGAAAAAUCAACUAGUUACGCCGUUCCCUACACCCAAUGAGUUAGCGAUCGUCUACCUUUCAGCUGAAGAUUUAGCCGAGGCAGAUCGUGCGCUGCUCCGAUUAGCCCAGUCACAGCUAUACGCGGAAGAGCUCUCCGAGUUCCAAAACCCCAAACGUACAAGAAAUCCGCUGUCGUCGCAGUUACGAUACCUACGUCCUUUCCUCUGUGAUGAUGGUAUUAUUCGCGUUGGUGGUCGCCUAAGGAAUGCAGACUUUGCGCAGAGUGUCAAACAUCCAGCAGUUCUCUCGGCUAAGCAUCCACUGGCAAGGCUUAUUACGGAGCAUUACCAUCGAACGCUUUUGCAUGCUGGACCGCAGCUGAUGAUUGCCACUAUUCGCCAAAGAUACUGGAUUCAUGGAGGAAGAAAUUUAGCUCGCCAAACGUACCAUGGCUGUAUGAAAUGCUUUCGGCAGAAGCCGACCCUCGUUGAGCAAAGCUCCGCAGAUCUACCAAAAUCCCGUGUGAUCCAAGAUCGUCCAUUCGCUGUGUGUGGAGUCGACUAUUUCGGGCCCAUUUUUAUCAAGUCACCGAUUCGUCGUCAUGGUCCAACAAAGGCAUAUGGUGCCAUUUUCGUAUGUUUCGUUACGAAGGCCGUUCACAUUGAGUUGGUGUCGGAUCUGUCAACGCCCGCCUUUCUAUCAGCACUUCGUCGCUUCGUUGCCCGUCGCAGUCGCCCGAGGGAAAUUCAUUCGGACAACGGAACAGCUUUCAAAGGUGCAUCGAACGCUCUUCACCGAUUGUACGACAUGCUGAAGAAAAACAGCGAAGACAGGGAGCAGAUAUUCAACUGGUGUGCAACGGAAAGAAUCCAGUGGAAAUUCAUUCCCCCGCGAGCUCCGCAUUUCGGUGGAUUAUGGGAAGCUGCAGUGAAGUCUGCCAAACACCAUAUUCUACGUGAGAUAGGACACACGAACAUGAGCUACGAGGACAUGACCACACUGCUCGCUGAAGUGGAGAUGUGCCUUAAUUCACGUCCAAUCACCCCGAUCCCGACGGAAACCGAUGAUCUCGAGGUGUUAACUCCAGGACACUUCCUUGUGGGCACCAACUUGCAAGCCGUUGACGAUGUGGAUGUUACUGCAAAGCCCGACAACCAUCUCGACCAUUGGAAGCUCACCACAAAACGGAUGCAGGGUAUCUGGGCUCGUUGGUAUCCCGAAUAUCUCGCCCAACUACAAACUCGCGCUAGGAAGGGGAGCAAAUCGGCGGUUCCGGUGGAGGUUGGAAAAAUCGUGGUAAUCAAGGAAGACAACUUACCACCAGCCUUGUGGCCACUAGGUCGCAUCACAAAACUUCAUCCCGGCCGAGAUGGAGUUGUUCGUGUUGUGGGACUGAAGACAGCCAAGCGUGAUGACGUCGUCAGAGCGGUGAACCGGAUAGCCAUCUUACCCACCGCCAGCAUCCAAGACGUUGACCCGACAACCACCGAAGAUUAGCAGAAACUACAAAGACCGGUAGAGCACGCCGAACGUGCUCAACGCGCUAAUGGAGCGCUAUCAGGUGAUUAGCGUUCCAAAUUUAUUCUUUAAACCGUUCGAUCUACCGGGUCUUUGCUGCUUCCAGAUCCGUAUGUGUCCUGUAGAGCCUAGCCAUUGUUCGUUUCAACGAGAUCAAUCUCCAAAGACCGGCAGAGCACGCCGAAUGUGUCUCGAUGCGCAUUCCAAGCGCUAAAAGGUGAUUAGCGUUCCAAUAUAUCUACUUUACCGUUCGAUCUACCGGAUCUUUGCUGUUUACAGAUCCCUAGAUGCCCUGUUAAGCCUGCCAUUUUUUCAACAAGAUUGAUCUUCAAAGACCGGUAGAGCACACCGAAUGUAGCUCAACGCGCAUUGUGAGCGCUAAUAGAUCCUAUCUCAAUCAUUACUCCAUUAAUAUUCCGUCACCAUGUACCAAGCCGCAACGCAGAAUCUUCAAAGACCGGUAGAGCACGCCGAACGUUGCUCAACGCGCUAAAGGAGCGCUAACAGGUGAUUAGCGUUCCUAUUACCUUAAUCCAAAUCGUUCGAUCUACCGGGUCUUUUAUCGAUUCCAGACCGUCCACUGUCGUACAUCGUCGCAAUUCCUUCGUUCACCAGCAUUAUAGCCGAUCGAGAUCGCCCACAUACAUCCACAUGGUAGCAGAAUCUACAAAGAUCGGUAGAGCACGCCGAACGUUGCUCAACGCGCUAAUGGGGCGCUAACAGGUGAUUAGCGUUCCUAUAACCUUACCCUACGCCGUUCGGUCUACCGGGUCUUUUUUUUAUGUUCACAGAUUCUGCACCAGUGCCGAAGCAGAGUCCUCGAUGUGCGACGUGUCAGCUGCGUUUCUUGGUCCAACCGUGUCUCCUGGUUCAGCCGGGUACCUUGGUCCAACUAUGUCCCCUGAUCCAACGGUGUCGCAUGGUCCAACCGACUGAGGAGGCCGUAAUCAAGUGGUCCGAAAUGCGUUGAAACAGCAGUUUCAAGGUGGCCGGAAUGAUCGGUACUGUACCGGUCAGGAAAUACCAUCCAUACUCUUAGUUUUUAAUAUGUGUCUAAUUUAUGUUCACUUGACACUGUAAUUAAUUUGCUCGAAAACACCACUAUUUGUAUAUGUACCCUAGGAUAAGCAUAACUCUCUCUUAACAUAAAAGCUUUCUUCGAGAGAGUAUGAAACCGCUCAUAGAAUAGAAAGUAAGCCAUUUUUAGAAUAGAAUAGAUUGUAACGUUGAAUACUACACACGGAUUUUUCACUUCGCUAAUAAAUUAGUAAUUAGUCCAAUAAAGCGACUUUCAAUAAGUGCAUCCGAAAUCAAGUGAUAGUAGUAGAACCGCAAUCGAAUUGCGAAGUGUUUUCAACACAUCAACGUACACCCCCAAGUGCAAACGAAAUCUUCCCCCCGAAGGGGCGAUCAGCUGCUGUGCCAUCAAUUGUGCGACUCACCUGGAGUUCCUGUGUUGGUGGAUGCCGUCGACUGGAGACGGAAAGAAAUUCCCCGAAAUCCGAACCCCCCCAUCGG
Molecule: messenger RNA, 7751 nt
Organism: Uranotaenia lowii
Lineage: Eukaryota; Metazoa; Arthropoda; Insecta; Diptera; Culicidae
Exons: 2
Coding region: 921-6212 (1763 amino acids)
Biological process (GO): DNA integration
Molecular function (GO): nucleic acid binding
Source: RefSeq, a predicted model, not a curated record